This is a messenger RNA of Ectocarpus sp. CCAP 1310/34, 3933 nucleotides long. Lineage: Eukaryota; Phaeophyceae; Ectocarpales; Ectocarpaceae. The record is from the annotation of a GenBank genome assembly.
UUUUGCGCUGCCGUACGCCGCACAGCACAGCAGCUCGGGAGGUGAAAGAAAGGGAGAUGGCUGCCUGGCUUCAGGUCGCAAGCGUGGAAACACCAGACUCUUCCGUCUGCUUGGUCGUGGGCACGGUUCACUCUAGGUUUCUGUUUAACGUGGGGGAAGGGACCCAGCGUCUUUGCAUGGAACACGGCAUCCGGCUCGCCAAGGCUGAGCAUGCGUUCUUCACCAACCUCACCUCGGACACCUUGGGAGGCGUGCCUGGUAUGGUCUUAACCCUCGCCGACAUCAGGAACGGGCAAGUGCCGACCGCGGGCAAGGCGGGGAGAGGGGCUAGCGGCGGCGAGGGAGCAGAAGACGCAGAGGAGGGAGAGGUCGGCGGCAGCAGCAGCAGCAGCAGCAGCAGCAGCAGCAGCAGCAGCAGCAGCAGCAAGCGGCCGGCGUUCACCCUGCACGGCCCGCCGGGACUGUCGGAGUUCUACCACGCCACGAGGCAUUUCAUUCAUCGCGCGGACUUCCCGGUUGGGUUUGAGGCCGUCGAGGAGGAGACCACUUUCCGACACAGCGAGAUGAGCAUACGCCAGAUCCCGAUCAAGCGACAACAAAACCGAUGUCCCUCUUCAGCGGCAAACACUGUCGAGCAACACCAUCCCCGCCCUUCCAACAAGCGUCCCAGAGAAGAAGAAGGAGAAGAGAAUGGGGACGGUCCAUCAACCGUGGUGGGCGGUGCAUCGCCGCGAGAAGAGAGGAGCGGCGAUGAGGGAGAGGGUGGGGUGGGGUGCGUGUGCUACAUCUGCGACCCCCCCGCGCUGCCAGGGAAGUUCGAUGUGCCCAAGGCGAAGGCGCUUAACGUUCCCCACGGUCCUUUGUUCGGGGAGUUACAGAGGGGCAAUGACGUUACGCUUGAGGAUGGUACUGUCAUCAAACCCUUUCAGGUCCUCGGUCCGGCCAAGACUGGCGCGGCGGUAGUCAUCGUCGACUGCCCAUCCCCGGACCUCCUGCCGUCCCUCGUGUCCAACCCCGCUUGGGAACGGCUCUACAACUCGGGACCAGACAGCACCCCCACCGUCAGCGACAACGCCUCCGCCAAAGGUGGCGGCAAGGGUCGUAGACGUGGCGGUAACAACAAACCCUUCGAAAGCGCCCCGCUUUUUGUCCACGUGGCACCCGCCGAGGUGCUCCGGUCGCCGGAGUACGGGGAGUGGGCUAGGAGGUUCGGUCCCGAGGCGAAGCAUCUCGUGACUCGGCAGCCCUUCUGCUCGCCGCACACGAUUUUUCAGGCGGCGCACGACCAGGUGGUCAGGCUUAAUCAAGUCUGCGGGGCCGCCUUCCCGGUCCCCCGACAAUUCGUGGGGGGAGUUCCAUGGGAAAGCGACGGCGGUGGCGGUGGCGGAGAUGGGAGCGGCAGCGAGGACACAAGAAGUGGCGGCUUUGCCAGUGAAGGCGCGGGAAUCAUUCCGCCGGAGGUUAGGCGCAUCGGGCGCGAAGAGCUAGACUUCGGAGGCAAGGUGAUGGCCGCCGUUCCGCUCCUGAAGUUCGAGAUGCUGCCUACCGCCAAGAGGCCUCAGAUGGACGCCACGGAAGCGCUGACGUGGGAUCGGUCUCGCAACAACACUCAGACCUCUCUACGGCGACUGGAGAGCAUCCGCUCCGGCCCACGCUCACGCUCCCCCUCUCCCCGCCGCUCACGCUCAAAAUCACGCUCACCCUCGCGGUCAUCGGGCGGCGGCGGCGGCGGCGGCGGCGGCGACGGCCGCAAGACGGGACAGGCACCUGGCGCGUUCCUUCUCCCGGCGGGGGCGUCUAAUUCCGAGGUGGCCUUCCUCGGCACCGGGUCUGCGCUGCCGUCCAAGUACCGGAACGUGACCGGGAUGCUGGUCCGGCUGUCGCCGACGGACCCUGCGUCUCCGGCGGCGGGGGUGGUAGGGGUGUCGGACAUCGCCGAGGCGCGGGGAGGUCUCCGUGGCGGUGAUGGUAGUGGUAGCGGGGUUGGCAGCGGCGGCGGCGGCGGUGGAGCAGAGGCAGAGGGAAAAAACGCGGCUGCGUUCGGAGGAGACGGCAGCAUUCUACUGGACGCCGGGGAAGGAUCCAUGGGCCAGCUGUGGAGAAUGUACGGAGAUAGCUCGAGCAGCAGGGGGGGGGGGGGGGGGGGCGCCUGCCAUGCCGAGGAGGUCGCCGGGGAUAAGAACGCAGGGGUGCAGCAGAUCCUGCGGAACCUCUCCGCCGUGUGGAUCUCGCACCCGCACGCGGACCAUCACCUGGGUCUCGUCCGAAUUCUGUCCGAGCGGAAUAAGUUGAUGAGCGGAGGGGGCGGCGGCGGGGCGCCGAGAAGUGCGGGGUCGCUGGGAGGGGUGUCCGGCGGGGGGCCGCGGUUACCGAAGUUGUUACUCAUGGCACCGGCUCCGGUGGCGGCCUGGCUCAAGAUGUGUGUCACAACUUACUAUCGACUUCCAUCCGUAGCUCCCGAGUACUGCACUUUUGUUCUUGAUCGGCUAACAGCAAACCUUCCCCGAAUCCAACCCCACCUCCGGCUACCUACCGUCCCGUCCGUCCCAUCGAAGGAGUAUGGCGACGUUGACCCGACCGUGCGCGGCGGCUACGACUUCCUCGACGCGAGCCUCAUGCAGGCUGGGGACAACGCUCCCCGACCCCCGCCCCACAUCGCCGCGGCCGCCGCCCGCGCGCUGGCGAGGGCCGGCGUCCUGCGGGCCACUAGCGUCCGCGUCCGCCACUGCGCGCACGCCUACGCCCUCGUCCUCACGGUGGCGUCGACCGCUGCAAAGGCGGCGGCUGCGGCGGCGAGUGCGGUGUUCUCCGCUAGCCCUUCUGUUGCGGCCAACGCGGUGUUUGGCGGUCGCNGGGGGGGGGGGGGGGUCGCGGACAGCCAAGCAAGACAAGGGGGGGAUGACGGCAGCGGGGUUCCGGGGGAGGGGGCGGGGAAGGACUGGAAGCUGGUCUACAGCGGGGACUGUCGGCCGAGCGAGCCCCUGGUCAGGGAGGGGAAGGGGGCGGCGGUGCUGAUCCACGAGGCUACGUUCGAUGAGACCAAGCAGCAGGAGGCGUUCGACAAGCGGCACUGCACGAUGCAGGAGGCCCUGACCGUAGGGCAGCGCAUGGGAGCAAAAAGGGUCAUCUUGACGCACUUUAGCCAGCGUUACCCGCACAUGCCUUCCUCCCUUGCGGGGGGACUGGGCACCAACGUCUGCCUGGCGUUCGAUAACAUGCGUGUUCGCAUCGCGGACCUGGGCUGGCUCCCUCGGAGUUUCGCCGACAUCAACUCCGCGGUUACCCCGGAUGCUGAAGAACAUCAUCCGCAGCAGAAGCAGAAGCAGAAGCAGCAGCAGCGGCAGAAGCAGCAGCGGUAGCAGCAGCAGCGCCCGCGCAAAGGGGCCUCCGGAGGUGAAAAUGGACCGGAAUACUUUCAAUUGUUUGUUGCGCUUGUUCGUGAUGUCAGUGGUAGUGUAGCUGAAAUAGAGAGCACCACUUGCUGAGGAUUCGGUGUGUGAUGGAGGGACAAGAUUCCUCGAAGAAGGGCUGGAGGGUGUGUGCAACGUGCUGGAGACCACACUAGGAUUAGCCCACAGUUAGGCAUACCCGAGGGAGAACAUUUGCCGCGGAAUCUCAGCACACACACAGGACUGAUCAACUCCCUACGAUCCAGCUCAAAGCUAUUUCGAAGGGCGCGUCCCUUGCGAUCGGUAGAUAGGACAUGAGUGAUCUUUGUGUGGUAUUUGCACUAAGGUGAUGUGAAGGACGUCGUUGAUAGGAGUGUGUUCCAUGGUGAUCUGUACCACGUAGGUGACCUAGCUCAUGAUAUGUCCUGUGUAUGUGGAAUCUAGUACAAUACCGUUUACACGUCGACAUGGUCAACUCUUUUGUUCUUGCGUGACACUCACAGAAAACAUACGCAUUCGCUGAGUAUGGUCCCGAGGGUGGGGU